This is a messenger RNA of Emiliania huxleyi CCMP1516, 814 nucleotides long. RefSeq lists its product as hypothetical. Bases 77 to 814 code for a protein of 245 amino acids. Lineage: Eukaryota; Haptophyta; Isochrysidales; Noelaerhabdaceae. The transcript has 3 exons. The record is from RefSeq and is a predicted model, not a curated record.
GUGGUCGUUGGUCGUGACGCGCCCACGCCCAUCUCACGCAAAGUCGAGAGCGGACAGACAGCGAACGACAUUCCUCAUGGGCCGCAAGCCGCUCGCGUCCGCCCGCACGGCCAGCCGCUCGGCGGCGGCGGCGGCGCACGUGCUCUCGCAGUGCCUGAGGGCGGCCGCCCUCUACCUCGGCAGUGAUAGCCUAUUUCAUGGACGGAUCAGCGUGCCGGUGUUCGCGGCGGCCACGCACGCCGCCGUCGCCGCCACGCUUGCGGCGGCGUACCGACCGCCGCUUGCUGCCGCCCUCGCAAACGCGCACGCACUGCUGCUCUCUGGCGCAGCGUGUGCGGCGUCGCUCUGCCUGUGGUCGCUCGGCCUCGCGCGGUGCGGCCCGCUGCGCACCACCCUGCUCGACUACUCCGAGCUCGUCGUGGCGAACGUGCUCGCGGCCCUUUCCGGCAGGCCGGUGCGGCAGCGCGGGCGGCGGCGCGGCCUUCUCGCCCUGCUUCUCGCCUAUGCCGCGCUGCUGCUCACCCACGGCAUGCACCACCGCGAUGGCGGCGGCGGCAAGGCGGAGCGCUUCUUCGAGCCCGAGAGCGGGGUGUACGACUCUGCGCGCUCGCUCCUGGACUCGGCCUCCGGCGAGGCUGCGCUCGCUGCCGCCGCCGCCAUCAACGCGCUGCGGCGGUCGGCGAGCCGCCGCCUCGAGGCUGAGGUCGGGCCAAACCGGCUGGAGGCGCUGACGCACGCUGCAGCCGGUUUGCUGCUGCUGCUGCUACUGCUUGCUCAGGCGGGCCUGCCGGUCUCGAAGAUUGGCCGCGACUGA